UACCACCAGGACAGCAUGAGUAACACAUUCUGCGCUACCACAUCUUGAUGGCAAUCCGCACCUUGGAAGAGAAAGUUAACACAUGAAAAUUAUAAGAGCCUCCCCAAGGUCACACUCUCUGCCCUCACUGAGACCGGCAAAGCAGAAUCAACCAUUCCAGUGCCAAUGCAAUGCUCCUACACUGGUACCAUGCCUGCCAUACAAUCUGCUCUCGCAGACACUCCCUGUGCCUACCUUGGUAUGAAUGGGGUCUUGAAGGAGCUCAAUGCGACACUUGGCACAUCAUAUACUCUCGAUCACCCCACCUUGUCAUCUGUUCUGGAAUCCUUCAUCAGACAAGAUUAUGACUUUGGCACCCUCUAUGCCAAUCUGCGUCCAUACUGGUAUGGUUUGAGCACUGUCGAACGCAUCCGCGAAGCAUGGGACAAGGAUCGGCAAAUGCGACAAAAUCUGGUGUUCAAUAACAGAAUCUCUCAGGGGGAUAUUCCACCCCGGUGCAUCUGGGAUCUGUAUGCUAAUAGGGUGGUGCCAUUCUGGGUUACCCAUGAUCUGUGGCUGUGGCCCAUAUCACAUGCAUGGGUGUCUGACAAGGAGCGGAUGGAUGUGUGGACACCUAUCAAUGGCUAUGAAUGGCCCGUGCCGAUUCCCAAAGAUUCGGACCUCAAUCACAUCCGGAUCGAGAUGCUGAACCUUGGAGGGGAGUAUGUGUGGCUAGAUGUUCUGUGUUUGAGACAAGAGGGUGGGUGCAGGGAGGAUCUAUGCAGAGAAGAGUGGAAGGUUGAUGUUCCAACCAUUGGAGCUAUCUAUCUCAGUACAAGUGGAAGGACGGUGGUAUACUACCUCAGCAGGCUCAGUCGACCCUUUUUUUUGAUGUCAGAUGACUUGGAAAGCAAUCGCUGUUGGUUCAGAUGUGCAUGGAUGCUUCAGGAGGUCAACAGUGAUUAUAUCAUUGGCAGGAAGACUGAGCAUCACUGGAUGGAUGAAGACAUGUGAAGAAGAGUCGACAAACACCUACAAUCAUUGAGGUAUGUGAGGCAGGGUAGUUUGUUCAAGAUACUGUGGGAGAUGCGGAAUCGUGUGUCAACGAAGCCUCUCGAUAAAGUAGCAGGUUUGGCAUACUUUCUCUCCAAGAGAUCUAUCCCGAUAUAUGAUGAGUCACAAUCUGAAGAGGAUGCCUGGAU
Desarmillaria tabescens is the source of this 1181-nucleotide messenger RNA. RefSeq lists its product as uncharacterized. The coding region runs from base 166 to 993 and encodes 275 amino acids. NCBI's taxonomy places the organism in Eukaryota, Fungi, Basidiomycota, Agaricomycetes, Agaricales, Physalacriaceae. The transcript has 2 exons. The record is from RefSeq and is a predicted model, not a curated record.